This is a messenger RNA of Geodia barretti, 4777 nucleotides long. The record is from the annotation of a GenBank genome assembly. NCBI's taxonomy places the organism in Eukaryota, Metazoa, Porifera, Demospongiae, Tetractinellida, Geodiidae.
CUAAGUGCACAACAUUUCGCUAGCUGGUGCUUGGAGUGGAGGAUGUCUCUCAGCAUUGAAGGUUGAUGGGUUUUGGAUGUAGAAUGGAUCCGACUAAAACCCCAACAUCACGGAUGAAAUUGGUCUUGCUCCUGUUGGCUCUGGUGGCCAGUGAGGUAGCAUCCAGACCUGGUGAACCACGGCAGAAAUGGCGCCUCUGCGGCUUUUUGGAUCUACCAUUCGGACUGUCGCCAGUCGGCAACUUUGGGAGCCGGACAGUUAGACUGGAUCCGAGCGGGUCGCUGCACUGCUCCUGCAGCGACGAAAAUGCCGUCGUACCCGAGAUAAUAAAAGCCGAUCUAGCGGACGGCGAAGGGAAAUUCUUUACUACCCUGAAUGUGACAAUAUACCCUUGUCUGUUGGCUCUGUGUAAUCAGCGGAUGACGAGCAGUGUGGACGUUUCAAACUUUACCUCUGUGGAGCUGUUUCCACCUUCGUGUGCAAAAAGUAUUAUUCUCCGCAAAACCGACGAUGCAGGGAUUGAGAUUUCGGUCGGGAGUAAACUGCAAAAACUACGCUGUGAACUUCCACCUUACAUUUCUCUUUCUCAAACACUUUCAAGAUAUCUGGCAGAGUCAGACACUGGAGUAGUGAAUGUGAGGUGGCUUGUACCUCUAGACAUGGGCAGUUGUGCAGGGUCACUCAUGAGAAAUGGACCCUUGCAUGCCACUGCCCAGCUCGUAUUUCGAAACUCAAAUGAGAACGAACUGCCUCAUUUUUCUUCCAGCUUACAAGCUCGGCACAGUAUUGUCCGCCGCAGCAAUAACCCACCGAGUUUCGUGUCCAGCUACUACAGUGCACAGGUGCCUGAGAAUUCUCCGAUCGGUACACUAGUCGCCACAGCAGAGGCCACUGAUAUCGACGAGGGAAUCAAUGAAGAGCUAAUCUAUACUAUGGUACCCAGCACAAACCACCUCAGUGCAGAGUUCUUUCAAAUACACAACACCAGUGGGCAAAUAACUACUAAAGCCGACAUUGACCGGGAGGAGAUGGCUGGACACUCUUUCCAUGUGACUGCCACAGAUGGCUCCGGGCUGGACUCCACGGUCAUCUACUCCAUCUCUGUCACUGACGAGAACGACAAUGCACCCGAGUUUACGACGGGAAACUCCUACUCUCUUACCCUUGACGAAGACCGAAACUUGAACCAGGUCUUAAGUUUUUUGGUGGUUGAUCCAGACGAGGGGACAAACAGCCAAGUCACCUUCUCCCUGCAGAACAAUACCGGGAACACCUUUGUCGUGAUUGCCCUGCCCCCCAGCAGCUCUGGGACCUACACCAGCAGUUUGUUCCUAGCUCAACCACUAGACUACGAAACUCUGAACCUCUACCAGCUGACCAUCGUGGCGAUGGACGCCGGGGACCCAAGCCGCACCAGCAGUGCAACUGUCGAAGUGUCUGUGGGUGACGUGGUUGAUAAUCCUCCAGUGUUCACCAGCUCUGAGUUUCUGGUGAACGUUGAAGAGAGUACUCCUAUUGGGACUGUUGUAUUCAGACUGAAUGCAACGACGCUGGACUCACCAGAUAUUGCCACUGUCAGCUACCAUCUACAGGAAACCUCACCCCCCGGCUUUCGGUUCUACCUGGAUAUUAACACGGGGGCAAUCUCGGUCCACAAUGAGCUGGACUAUGAGCAGCAGACACUCUACUCUCUGUCAGUUACGGCCCAAACUUCUCCCGAUCUGGUGACACCGGUAACUGUCACAAUCACCAUACUCAAUAUAAACGAUAACUCCCCCGAUUUCAUUCGCUCGGCCUACAGUGUAAACGUGAUGGAAGGCCUGCCCGUGGGGCGCAAGGUACUAACAGUUAGAGCUACUGAUGAUGAUGAUGGACCCCCUGGGGAGAUCCGCUAUUUUAUUGCCGGUAAUAACUCUGAAAUUCUCAGCAAUUUCAUUCUUAACUCAACGACUGGCGAAGUUUUCACACGGACUGUUCUCGACUAUGAAACAAGAAUAGAGUACUCGUUUGAAGUUGUAGCUCGGGACCGGGGAGACCCUGCUCGUUCCGACCAUGUCGCGGUCACGAUUCAAGUCGAGGAUCAAAACGACGAGAUCCCUGUGUUUGUAUCUCUGUCUCACUACGCCACGGUUCCCGAGAACUCCGGAGACGGGGUAUCGGUGGCACAAGUGGAGGCGGAGGACCCCGACGGUCCGUCGUUGGAGUACCACCUCGUGAGUACCCAACUCCGGAGUCUGUUCUCCGUCGACCUGGCCUCCGGACUAGUCACCACUCGAGAAGAUCUGGACUGGGAAGAAGCAGUUACCUAUACCCUCGAGGUGUCUGCCAGCGAUGGCUAUCACGUCAGCCUUGAGAAUGCCCGAGUCUAUGUAACAGUCAGCGACGUUAAUGAUCAAACUCCGCUGUUCCCUUCCAGUGGGUAUAGAGUUGAAGUGUCAGAGUUAGAAUCACUCAAUGGUACAGUUGUGGUAGUUGAAGCUAUUGACAUUGACGAGGAGGGACCAAACAGUCAGUUGAUGUACUGGUCAACCAAUAUCCCGCCGUAUUUCACCCUCUCGCCACAUUCUGGGGUGAUGACUCUGGCAGAGCCCCUGGAUUACGAGAACAAAGCGUAUUUCAACUUUCAGGUGUGGGCCGGGGACAGUGGCUCGCCCGUUUUGUCCUCGUCUGCUGUCGUGGAGGUUACGGUACUCGAUGAAAACGACAAUGCUCCUCAGUUUACCUCGUCCGAUCGCUCGGGAAGCGUGUAUGAGAAUGAACCAGCAUACGUGGGUGUGUUGUACCUCAUAGCAACAGACGCCGACAGUGGGUCAAACUCCCAACUGGAAUACGAAAUAAUAGCCGACCAGAGUGCAAGAGGGUCAUUCCUAGUGGAUGAGAUGGGUGCCGUAAAGACUAGUCGCUCGCUGGAUCGCGAGGAGAGGGAAUCGUACAACCUCACCAUUGAGGUGAGGGACAAAGGCUCAAUGCCUCUCUCGUCUACCAUCGAGGUCCAUAUACAAGUAAAGGACAAGAUAGACUACCCUCCCAGGUUUAGUUCAAUCAGCUACGAGAGGGAGAUAACUGUCUAUACACCAGUUUCAACUCCACUACUGACAGUGUCUGCCUCAACUAGAGACGAUGUAGCUCCUACGUCCAUACUCUACAGCCUUCCCAUCGGUGCCAACCGGACGCUGUUUCGCAUCGAUCGCUCCUCGGGAGUGAUAUCCGCCGCGACCAACAUCGACCCGGUGGCUCAUCGGGGAAGAUACAGUUUCCACGUGGCUGCCCAGCACGAUCGGUUCUCUGCAACUGCCUCGGUUCUGAUUGACAUCCUGCCCAACUCCAAGAUCCCGUGGCUCAGGUCUCUCACGGCAUACGUGACCCUUUUCACGUCGCUGCUGAGUCCUUGGACCACACUGGGUGCAGUUGCUUUGGAGAGGCCUCACGACAAACCAAUCACUUACUCUCUCUCGUCGUCCGACGUGGCCGCCCAUCGUUGGUUCUCAGUCAACUCUCUCACUGGCGCAAUAUCGCUAAGUUCUGCCGCCCGCCGCGGGCACUACCGCUUCGAUAUCAUCGCGACCUCUGAACUCGGUGUGGGGAAAGGUGGCGUCGAGGUGUACGUUCAAUCGGUGACAAACUCCACACUGGACAGUGCGGUGGUGGUAGAUUUUGACGGCGGCUCAGAAAUAUAUUUCGUGUCAGUCACACUCGAGAACUUUGCGGCGGCACUCACAGGGAUCGUCCCCUGCUCCAGAGACCAGGUGGAGAUUGUGGGUGUUCAGGAAGGACAAAUAACAGACUCUCAGUUGUCAUUGCUGUCAGAGAGAAAGGCCUCAGAAACUACAUCCCGAGGGAGACCCUCCUGGAUAGAUUACGUGCUAAUAAAGGGUCCUCUCGUCUCCAAAACGUCGUCAGUUUUGGAUCCGAUGCGUGUGUGAGCGAGCCGUGUCCCAACUUUCAGCGGUGUUCCCCGACAGUCCACGUCCAGCGAGUCAGUCCACUGAGAGUCUACAAAGUCCUGCAGAGCGCAGAGCAAGUCUACAUCUCCCACCCCUUCUCCCCAUCGUUUACCUGUCACUGUCCCCCUGGCAACGACCUCGACGAACUCUGCAGUGUUGAAACGGACCCCUGUACACCGUCACCGUGCCAUUUCAACGCUCCGUGUCGCAGACUCGGCGAUGACUACGUGUGCGAGUGCCCGCCACACACGGGCGGGAAAAACUGCAGCAAAGUCUGUCCUUCCUCCAUCUGCCACCCGUGCAACCCCGAUGUCUGUCUCCACGGGAGUCUCUGUCUGGAAUCGAUAGAGCGCACCACCUACUCUUGCAUCUCAUGUCCCUGGCCCACCGAGUACGCCGGACACGACUGUGAGCUAACGUCUGUUCAUGUAUCCUCUGGCGGAUAUGUGGUGUUCCCCAGCCUCAAAUCACUCGUGAAGACAAAGAUUUCUUUCCGGUUUGCAACAGUGUCACCCGACGGUGUACUCGUUUUCUCGGGCCGUGUGUCCGGGUCACAUGACCUGCUCUCCGUCGAUCUCGUUCAGGGUCAAGUCAGGGUCACUCUCUCCCUCGGAGACCCCGACGAACUCGUCACCAUGACAACGAACUCUGUCCGGAGGUUAAACGACGGGAAGUGGCACGAGGUGUCGCUGGAUUUGAGGGCCAUCUGCAGAUGUUGACUGUGACUGUGUCAGAGUGUUCUGAAACCUCCUAUACCACCACCAGUAGCCCCCUCACUGGAGUCGAGGCUGACUCUUGCGUCCUGCAAGGAAGAGUUGCCACCAGAAAAAAGU